Messenger RNA from Microbotryum saponariae, 1172 nucleotides. NCBI's taxonomy places the organism in Eukaryota, Fungi, Basidiomycota, Microbotryomycetes, Microbotryales, Microbotryaceae. The record is from the annotation of a GenBank genome assembly.
AUGCCCUCAGCGGCUCGAUUCAUACCAAGUUACAACCAGCGAUUCUGUCUGCGGGACACAAAGAUCAAGAUCAUCGAGUAUUUGCACGAGACGAGAUAUAGUGGCCACCUGGCACAUUGCCUGUCCCAGGCGUGAAGCAAUACGUAGUCGGCACCGAGCGCGACCUAUGAACGCUAGCGCUUGUAUGCAAGCGACUCGGCCAACAACGAGAAUUGCUAUCACGAAGUCAUUGACGCCUCAGCACCAAGCUGCCACUAUAUCGAUGCCGACUUUACGCCCCCUUCCAUUGACAAUUCAGCAGAAAAGGCAUUGAUUACGCGUAAUGCAGCGUCGUAUUUCCCUGGCCCUCAGCUAGAACACCGUGGUCAGCUAGCAAGCUCGGACACCUUGCGAUCUUGCGUCUGCAGGUCAGAAGUGGUGAACUACCUUGUUCCCUGCUUCUGUUUUAUAUCUAUUGUUCCAGCGCCAACGGAUAAUCUCGGCUCUCCUUCUCACCGUGGGCACGCCGUUUGAAGAACCCUACGCGAAGCGUGUUAUUACGGACAUUCUCGACAAGGUUCUGCUGUCACUUCGCCGGCGUCUCGGGGGGUCCGAAGGGGUAGUCGAAGAAAUUUGGGUGCUUUGCUGUUGGUCACCCCCCAAGCUCUGGGACGAGCUUAACUGCAGUUUGACAUUAGGUAGGAUGAGUGAGUGCUUUAUUUGAACAUCCAUUAUUUGCCUGAAUCUACGGAGUAAAAUCUGAAACGUUUAGCGCGGGUAAAUCGAUUUGCUUUGCGAUUUGCUUUGCGAUUUGCUUUGCGAUCAAAAAUGCGUCGCAUAAUUGAUCAACGGACGGACAGUCAAGCUAGUCGAGAUGCGUGGAAACUUGUUGAAUACCUCUUGCCACACACAGGUCGAUAUCACCUCAACGACUACAAAAAGUUUGGCAAUCUACCUCAACGCGCGAUAGGCGCACCAACAAUAUACUGAACAACAGAAAUGUAGUCGGAUUCGGAAUCAAAAUGUUGCAGCUCCCAAAUCAGAAUCAGAACCAGAAGCAGAACCAGAAGCAGAAUCAGAAGCAGAAUCAGAUCCAGUGUCUUGGUCUUCUGGCUCCGUUUCCGACUGCUCGCUCAUCAAAGUACUCUCGGCAGGAGUGCGGUCAAAAAAGACCUGGCCGAUAUCCUCUUUGA